Molecule: messenger RNA, 2078 nt
Organism: Coccinella septempunctata (seven-spotted ladybird)
Lineage: Eukaryota; Metazoa; Arthropoda; Insecta; Coleoptera; Coccinellidae
Product: synaptic vesicle glycoprotein 2B-like
Exons: 6
Coding region: 352-1896 (514 amino acids)
Biological process (GO): transmembrane transport
Cellular component (GO): membrane
Molecular function (GO): transmembrane transporter activity
Source: RefSeq, a predicted model, not a curated record
UGAUCGAAAUUGACUCGUAAAUCAGUCACUCAUUAUUACUUCCUCAUAAUAUGACAUGAAAAAAUUUAUCCCUUCUUUCGGGAUUAGAGUGUGAUGUUUAUCUCAUCGACUGCAGUAUAUUUAUUGGUGGAGUGCUUCAGACAAUCAGAAAAAUUACAUCGAGAACAGGCCCUUAUCUCAGAUGAUCCAAGUUAAACAUUUGCGAUGUAAUCAUUGUUCUAUACUUUUUUUUUGAAAUAAUAUUAUUAUGAGCUCGACUCAACCUUGACUAAACACGCGUCGCUUUUGAGCUUUUAGUCCAGUUCUGUAUCAAUUUUGGGCAGGAGGACUCUGCUGCUCAUCCAUUAUAUCAUGGCGAAAAUUUCGAAUGUUGGGAAAACGAAAGAGAAGUACAGCUUCGAUGAUGCCCUCACAUUAACAGGAUUUGGACUCUACAAUGUCUACCUCUUUCUCACGAUCGGCGGAUUUCUCAUGUGCGUUAUCAUAGAAACGAUGUCUAUGAUGUUUAUAGUUCCUGCGGCUAAAUGCGACCUAGAUUUGUCGUUGUUCCAACAGGGCCUUCUAUCGUCCAUCAGUUUUUUCGGGGUAGUAUCUUUUUCUUACGUCUGGGGCUUUCUGGCAGAUACAACUGGUAGACGAGGAAUUCUGAAAAUAAGUUUGUUGACCAGUUUCAUCACCAGCAGCAUUUGCAGUAUAGUGGAAACAAGCUGGUUGUUCAUCCUGCUUAGGUUCGUGAAUGGAAUGUGCAUAGGUGGCGCUUCUUCAACAGUUUACGCAUAUCUGGGCGAAUUCCAUAAUGACAGGCUUCGUCCGAAAAUCGUGUCGGGUGUGGCGACCUUUGUGGCUAUCGGUAACAUGUACCUGCCAGGGAUGGCUUGGCUCAUUUUGCCCUACGACUGGAAAAUGGACAUAGAAUAUCUCGAUCUCGAGUUCAGGCCGUGGAGACUGUUGAUGAUAGUUUAUGCCCUGCCUAGUUUCAUAUUUUUCCUCAUGCUGCUGGUCUUGCCUGAAAGCCCCAAAUUCUUGAUGACCCAGGGUAAAUUCGAUGAAGUUUUGGAGAUUUUAAAAACUAUGUUCAGUGUGAAUAAGGGAUUUGACAGGGAGGACUUUAUGGUUUCCGAGUUGAUAUGGGACGAUAUGAACGAAGCGCAGCCCAAAAGUUUUCUGAAAAUGAUCUGGAGGCAGAGUGCACCGAUACUGAGGGCCCCACUUCGCGUGAAAACUUUUGCUGUAUCUCUACUGCAAUUUGGCAUAUUUGCAUCAACUUCUGGAUUGAAUAUGUGGUACCCAACUAUCUUGAACACGAUGUCUCACUUCGGUGAAUUUCAACCAAAUGACGAUUUAACUUUCUGCAAGUCAAUUAGAUGGGAACAAUCUCAUAAAAAUUCAACUUCUUUGGUCCAGGGUAUUCUGAAAGAAUGCAAUGACAACGUGAAAACGGAAGUUUUCAUGGUAUCGCUGGUAAUAGGGAUGGCUUACGCCACAAUGUACAUCUUCAUAGGCCUCCUAAUCAACGUCAUUGGAAAGAAGAACCUCCUCUGCAUCUUCAUCACCUUGGGCACAAUAUCUGGAAUAUUGUCCCAAUUUGUUGUAGGGUAUCAGUUCAUCCAAAUUCUAAUGGGUAUAUUCAUUAUAGGAGGGGUGGAGGUAGCUGUUGUUAAUGCUAUAGUUGUGGAUUUAUUCCCUACUCAAGUCAGGGCUAUGGCAUUAGCCAUGUCUCUUAUGUUUGGAAGGCUUGGAGCUAUGGUUGGGACCAAUAUUGUUGGUCCAGUUAUAUACAACUACUGUGAUUACCUAUUUUAUAUGUUUGCAGCUGAUCACAUAGUUCUUUUAGUUACCAUCUUCCUACUACCAUCCCAUCUACCUCUUCAAAAAAUGGUGGACAAUGAAAUAUAGAAUAAAAAAUCUCAACUUAGGAAUUAUGUAAAUAUUUAUUUUUAUGCAAUCUAAUGUGAUUUUAUCAUUGAUAAGUACAUGUAUUUGUUCACUUAUAUUAUUUAGGCAGAUACUCUUAUAGAGUGUGUUAUAUGAUUACAGUUGUACAGACUGAUGAAAAUAAAAUAUUUUUUAAUGGAAAA